Messenger RNA from Epinephelus moara (kelp grouper), 6739 nucleotides. RefSeq names its product ninein (GSK3B interacting protein) (gene nin). NCBI's taxonomy places the organism in Eukaryota, Metazoa, Chordata, Actinopteri, Perciformes, Serranidae. Gene Ontology annotation, biological process: microtubule anchoring at centrosome; centrosome localization; centrosome-templated microtubule nucleation. Gene Ontology annotation, molecular function: calcium ion binding. The transcript has 27 exons. Gene Ontology annotation, cellular component: centriole; ciliary transition fiber; pericentriolar material. The record is from RefSeq and is a predicted model, not a curated record. The coding region runs from base 299 to 4621 and encodes 1440 amino acids.
GAUGAGACACAGCCGAGGACACAAAGCGACCACCAACCUCUCCGAUGCUGUGUGGACAUAACACAACAAGAAGCCCCAUCAAACAACACACUGUAUCUCCAAGCUAACAGCUCAGCUAACGUCUCUGUGUGGAUAACAUCAUUUACACCUGAGGAGGAGCCGCCACGAGACACCAGGAGAAAUGUUGUAAAACUUUAUUUUAUACCCGCGUUUUAACGGUAACCUCCAAAAUUCAGCCGGACAAGGAGCCAACUGUCGUCCGAGUUCAGACACUUUGGGCAGGGUGCUGUCCUGUGGGAUGGAUGACACCCAAGAGCAGGACCACUACGAGGAGCGCCUAAAAGAAGUUUUUAACAGCUUUGAUGCCAGCGGCUGUGGCUCACUGUGCCCGGAGGAACUCUCCGACCUCUGCCAGUCCCUGCACCUGGACGAUGCCACGCCAGCUCUUCUCCAAACACUACUGCAGAGCCAGGACCGCCUCACUGCCAGGGUUGACUUCGACCAGUUCAAGAAUGCACUGAUUCUGGUGUUGUCAUCAACUAUUGAGGUGCCACAAGCAGAACAGGAGACCUUGUCAAGACCAGAAUCUCCUGAGAUUGAACCAAAGUUUGUGAAGGGCAGUAAACGUUACGGCCGCCGUUCCACGCCAGAGUUCAUCGAGCCUAUUUCAGACUUCUCUGAGGUUGCAAAUGCAAACCCGGCUGAGGAGGAGGAUGAUCCUGAGGACAACUAUGACUCAGCGGUUCCCCGGAAGCGUGAGCGCUGGAAUGCUCACGAAACAAGCACAGAGGAGUACGAGGCAGAAGGUCAGAUGCAUCUCUGGAACCCCGAUGAACCAAGCACACCUCGGGGGUCCAUCGUUCCUCUGCCGACCUGUGUAGAGGAGAGACUGCGUGAAGCCUGUGACGAGCUGCAGAUAUCGUGGGACGGGUGUGGCGGUCACACCGAACUGCUCGCUCUUUGUGAACACCUGGGCCUGGAGAUAAAUGCAGAUAUGCUCCAGAGUCUAACCAGCGAUGGCAUAAUGAGUGUUCAGGAGUUUGUUUCCAGGGUUGUAAACCACAACAAACCCCCCACACCGUCCGCCUCCACGCCCUACAGACAACUGAAACGACACCUUUCCACUCAGCCCUUUGAUGAAGGAGGCAGGAGGAUAGCCACCCCCUCUGCCCUGACAAGCACCAUCGGCAUGCGUCUCUUCUCCAACCUCGACGAUGGUACCGGUUUCACUCCAGUUGAAUACCUCCUGGAUGCCUGGAUAGAUGAGGGAAUAGAAAACAGCACUGAGAUCCUGCAGGCUUUGAAUUUUAACCUCGAUGGAAAACUGAGUCUGAGUGAUCUCACCCUGGCACUUGAGAAUGAGCUCCUCGUUACUAAGAAUGGGAUCCACCAAGCGGCACUUGCGAGCUUCAAAGCUGAGAUCAGAUAUCUCCUAGAGCGCGUGGACAGAGAAUUAAGGGAGAAAGAGAAGAUACGAUCUGACCUGGAGAAAGCAGAGAAACUGAAAACUCAGCUCGCCACUGAGGUGGAUGAGCGUCACUCUGCGAUCGAGCAGAUGAAUAACCUCAAUCUCAGGAAGCUUGAACAGGAGCACAAAGAGAAGCUCGCAGCAGCACGAUCAGAGCUGAUGAAGGAGAUGGACCAGAUGCAGCAGCAGGCCGACGCGCAGCGCAAGGAACUGGAGGCAGAGGUGGAGAAGAUCAAAGAGGAUGAAUCUUUUCUCAGGGACCACCUCUCCAUCUCUGUGAAGGAGAACAGACGCCUUGAAAUGGAGCUGCUGGACGCCACAGAAAAACUAGUGGAGGCACAGAGCCAAAAUACAAAACUCCAGACAAGUUUGGACAACGUUAUGAAAGAACGGUUUGGGGACUUGGACCCCAGCAGUGCAGACUUUCUUCUCCAGGAGGAACGCAUCAAGGACCUACGCAGUGGCUACGAAGCUCAGUACAGGGAGCUGCAGGAUCGUAUUGACGAGCUGCAGUCAGAGUUGCAGGAGUUUCACAGUCUCGGAAGAGUUCAUCAACCCUGCCACAAACCUCUCUCUGAAGAGCUGGAGAGUAAAAGCCCCGGCAUGGAGUCUGAUCCAGGUAUCGGUUCAGAUGAGGUUCAGCCCUUCAGCAUGAGCCUUGAGGCAGAGAUGAUGUUAGAGCAGCUGAAGGAGCAGCACCUUCAGGAAAUGGAGGAUCUGCGAAACCAGCUGGAAAGCAAGAUCAAUGAAUUUGAUAAGAUGGUGGGAAAGCAGAGGGCGACUCAUGAGGACCAGAAGGCUGCCUUAACCCUCCAGUACCAGCAGGAGGUCCAGGCUCUGAGGGAGGAGAUGGACAGCAUUCAGAGUCACGAACAGGAGCUCCAGAGCCAGCUGGAGCAGGCCGAGCUUGAGCGGACUUCUCUGGAGCAGAAGCAGGCCGAGGAGAGGGCAGAGCUGGAGAAUCUGCAAGAGGAGGAAGUGGGAACUCUUAGACAACAACUGCUAGAGGCCCACACCUACACUGCAGACCUGGAGGAGCAGCUGAAGACACUUGAAGCCCAGCAGACCGAGAUGGAUGGCAACCUCGCCAAUGAGAUAGAUGAGCUGAGGAAGCAACAUGCUACUGAGAUGAAUAAACUGGACGAAGAGCAUGAGGAGCUUCUUGAAGCCAGACUGGACGAGGAGAGAAAGAAACUGCAGGAAGAAAAGGCUGAGUUCGAGAAGAGAUUGUUAGAUGAUAGCGAGAGGGAGAAGGAGCUGUUGCAGCAAAGCCAUGAGGAUGAACUGAAGGCCAGACUAGAGGAGGCAAAGGUUAGGUUUGAGGAGGAGCGUGAUGAGAUUGUGCAGAGGCUGACAGAGCAGUGGCAGACAGAGAGGGCUCAGCUGGAUGAACAGAAUAAUGAGUCCCUGCAGGUGGUGUUGGAGGAAGAGAUGUUGAGACUUGUCAGGGAGCAAGAGGAGAAGGAGGCCAAGCUCAGGGAGCAGUGGGAGUGCGAACGAACCCAGCUUCAGGAGCAUCAGGAGGAGGCUCUGCUCGAUAGAGUGCUUCAAGAGAGGUUGCAGGUACAGGAGAUGUUUGAGCAGAGGGAGAAAAAGCUGAAGGAGGAGUGGGAGAGGGAGAGACUGCAGCUGGAGGAGGAUUACGAAGGGAUGGUACAGGACAGGCUGAAUGAAGAGAGGCAGAAGCUUGAGACUGAGAGAGAGGAGGACGAGAAGAGACUAGAACACUUACUGGCAGAGGAGAGGGCUCGUCUAGAGGAAAGCCACCGAGAGGCCCUGAAGGAGCUGACUGACAAACACAGUGAAGAGAGGGAGGCUCUCAGCACCAUGUUGGGCAAACUACAGGAUGACAUCGCUCAAGAGAGAUCUGAGGCGAGUCGUCUUGCUGAAGAAAACGUCAUCCUCAAGCAGAAGAUUGCAGCGUUGAAGGAAGAGGACAUGAAAGUACUUCAGGAAGAGCUGGUGCAAACAAUGGAGCAGUUGCAGAAAGGGAACAUUGCAGCUCAAAAGGAAGCAGAGAACUUCGAGAAACAGAUUUCAGAGCUGCGUUUGCAGAGCCAAUCACUGGAGGACGAGAACGGGCUGCUGUCAGAGAAAAAUACCCAAAAUAUUUCUGAUAUGGAGAAUCUACGCCAGCAGCUGGCAGAGCUGAUAAAUGAAAACGAGAGGAGGGAGGUGUUCACUGCUGAGGAGAAAAACAAGCUGGCAGCUUGUGUGUUGGCUCUGGAGGCAGAGCUGACCAAAGCUCUGGAGGACACUGCACAGCUGGAGCAGAGGAAUACCCAGCUGUCACAGCAGCUCUCUGACCUCAGAGAGGAGGCGGUUAAAGUAGACUUAAUGGAGAGUCAGCUCAGCCACCUGGUGGAGGAGCGGAGAAGCGCGGAUAAGGAGACCCAGGGCCUCUGCAAGCAGUUAUCCAAAGCUCAAGAGAAGGUCAAGACAGUGGAUGAAACUCUUCAGGCUGUGAGCAAUCAAAGCGCUCGUCUUAAGUCAGACCUCCGAGUUUUGCAGCAGGAGAGGGAUUCCCUCAAACAGGAAGUUGCAGUGCUUCACAAACAGCUGCAAAAUGUCAGUGAAAAGAACCACAUUUUAGAGAAGACUUUGCACUCGAGUGGCGUCCACAGUCCGAGCAAGAAGCUGUACAGAGACGAGAUGUCUCGGCUGGCGGACCAAGAGCGGCAGCUGCUGAGGCAGGAGAACGACAGGCUUCAGGCUGAAGUGCGUAACGUCAAAGGAGACCUGGUGCAGUCCAAAGAAAAGGUCUGCCAGCUGGAUGCCACCAUCGUGUCCCUGAAGCAGCACAAACAGCAGAGUCAGUCCUCGCUGGUGAAGGCCUUGGAGCAGGAGAACGCCUCUCUGAGGCAGGAGCUCGAGGCACAAAAAGAGCUCACCAAGGGCUGUGAAUCAGGACAAGGACACACAGAGCCAGAGAGCCUUCAACAAGAAAAUGAUGCACUCAAGGCCCAAAUGGCUCAACUGUCUACACAGCUGCUAGAGGCAUUUCAGGCUCAGCUGGUCGGACUUCUGCCGCCAUCACCUCACAGGAUGCCCAGGGGACAGCAUCGUGGUGAAGAUCCGGACAACAUGCAGGGGCCGAUGCCGGAGCAGCGGGCGGCUCACGCAGACAGCUACCGGCGGAUCGGUGGAUUGUAACACCAGCGUCUUUCCCCUGCUCUUCACUUUAGCCUCUUUGCUUCCCCUCCAAGACUGCUCCUCUUUUCUCAGUCCUGCUCUUCCUCUGCCGUGUCUGGAGCCAAAAUCUGACUGUGGCACGUGAUGCCGUCCUUUCUGCGUCCUUAUAGGAGAAUGUGAACUAAUGUGGUGCCUGAUUCAAAGGGCAUAGAUGUGUAAUUGUAUUUCCCUGCUGCUAGGUGGCAGGAAAACACAGAGGAGGGUACUGAGGUUUUUCCCAAUGGGAUUUUAUAAAAUAACGACACUGAGAAUUUAAAUUCAGACAUGCCAUAUGAAAUUUAACAUCUACAAACACAAGACUUUGUUACAAGGGUCCGAUCCUGUUUUGUGCUUUUUGUAGUUUGAAUACAGGGAAUGUUUUUAACACAGGGUGUAUUUCUUGUUAUGCACUUGUACCAUUUAUCAUCAUGUGAGACAGGGUAUAUUUACAUCCUCAGAGGCUCACUCUUGUGUGACAGCUUGCCUUACGAUCAUCGAGGAGUGUUAAGUUGAGGCGAGGUUAGUGCCUAACAGCUUCCUGAGCCUUUUCCAGCAAUCAAGCAACCUGUAACUGUCAGGUGACGUUACUGUCUGUGUCCAGUAUGAGAUUUCUCUGUGAACGUUUUCACUGUUUGUCCUUUGUUGUUUAUGCCUGUAUUUCUUAUCUGACACUACACAUAGCUGAAUGUUUCUUCAAGCUACCUGUUUGUGUUCUGAGACUGUGUGUGUGUGUGUGUGUGUGUGUCGCUGCUGCUGCACAACCAAAGUGAAUUGCAUCUUUCUGUUUUUUUUUCUUUUUCUUGUUCAAACACGUCAAACAACUUUGAAUGUUUAUCUGGUAUUUAUUAUUAGAAACCAAAUCAUUGUUUGUCCCCAGUAGUGAUGUGUUAAUGUUGUAUCUGUGUUUUGAGUCAUUUAGUGAGUCUUUAUUUUUGGACCAUGUAUAGAUUUAAAUGGAUUUUAUUGUUUUGUUUUAUUUAUUUUAAAGGCAUAGUUUGGAUUUUUUGAAGUGGGGUUAUAUGAGAUACUUAUUCAUAGUCUGUGUAUUACAUACAGUAGAUGGCUGUAGGCCUGCUCCCAGUUUGGAGAAGCAGGUAGAUGUACUGACACAGAAGCUAAGCAAUGUCCUGCUGUGGGUGGGGGCAGCAAUAAAACAUAUUUUAGCCUCCUAAAAAAUCUAUAAAUGUUUAAGUGUACGCUGUACUCAAAGUAUUUUCAUCACUUUACCUUUUCGAUAGACAGCCCAAUCCAACAGGGAAGUCGUUUGCAGCUUUAUUUCCCUGAUUAUGCUCUCGUCAAAUCCACCAGACUCCAUUGACAAAAACAGCAAUUUUAGCUCACUGAACACGGCAAUUCUGUUGCUGCUUCAAUCUGCAAUUAGUUUGAGUUAUUGUGUGACUUUGGUGAAUCUGAACUAACCCUUUUAAACACCAAAGUCACACAAUAAUGCAAAAAAACUAGCUGAUGGAGGCAAUGGUAGACCUGUGUUCAGCAGUGUUAAAUCACUGGUUUUCUCAAUGGAGUCUGGCUUUGAGGAGAGUGAUAUAAUGGCUUCAGUUCCCUGUCUCACAAAAAUGUAAAAUUGAAAAUAUUCUAAAUGUAGUGUACACUUAAACUAUAGUGAUCUCUUUAAGCAACUAAAAUACAUUUUGCUGCUGUCCCCAUCCACAACAGUACAAUGCUUCACUCCAGUGUCCGUAAUCCUGCUGCUUCUCCAAACUGGGGGCGUGCUGACUGACAUCGUCUGUACGUAACACUCUGACUAUGGAAGAGUACCUCAUAAAACCCCACUACAAAAGAUCCCAACUACUCCUUCAAUAGAAAUAUGUUAGGAUUUAUAUUUUAUUUAUGCAUUAAAUUAUUUUUGUAGAUGUAUCUGGAAUACAUGGCAUAAUUUUAUACCUAUUUAUAUUUUAUUUAUUUUUUUAGCGCGUUGUCUCCUCUCCUUUAGAAAUGUACCAGAGAUCAUUUAAUGCUGAAAUCAAAAUAAAACAUCUAGCUCAUAUAGAGCGUGGUCUGUCAAGUUUCUCAGUUUGCAUCACCUCAAAGGGAAGAAGAUUUAAAUUUUCAUCAUCCUCUUAUUACAUCUGCAGCAAUGUG